Hypomesus transpacificus is the source of this 1952-nucleotide messenger RNA. It is a transcript of the gene serpina10a, whose product is annotated as serpin peptidase inhibitor, clade A (alpha-1 antiproteinase, antitrypsin), member 10a. Gene Ontology annotation, molecular function: serine-type endopeptidase inhibitor activity. The coding region runs from base 228 to 1406 and encodes 392 amino acids. The transcript is spliced from 7 exons. Lineage: Eukaryota; Metazoa; Chordata; Actinopteri; Osmeriformes; Osmeridae. Gene Ontology annotation, biological process: negative regulation of endopeptidase activity. The record is from RefSeq and is a predicted model, not a curated record.
AGGUCUUUACGCUCAUAGCGUUAUUUUGAACGAGAAUGCCGCAAAUGAAAGGCAACAUCGAUCCUUCUCAAAUCGACGUACAGCCUUCUUCGUGAGCAGCAACCAGUUUAGUGCUAGAAUCAACAUUUUAAAGGAAUGACAUAGUAUCAUACUUGACAAACAAUUGUGACGUCAUCUAUCAAUAUUAAGUGGGAUUCAGACAACAGAAGAGGACCACACGCCGCACAAUGGUCAACCAAAUCUCCCUCUUCCUGGCCUGCUUCCCGCUCCUUGCCAUGCAGCUGGUGGCGCAGGACGCUAGCCUCGCUGACGUCCAGGACCUCAGCACCAGGAAUUCCGACUUUGCCACCCGUCUGUAUCGCGCCAUCGCCAGCAGCACGGACGACAACGUCCUGGUGUCUCCCAUCACCGUGUCCCUGGGCCUGGCCGCUCUGAUGAGCGGUGCAGACGGAGCCACGCGGGAGCAGCUCUCAGAGGCCCUCAGUUUCAUGUCUAUGGACAUCCAGAAGAUUCCAGGUCUCUUUGAGAGUCUCCAGCUGAGCCUAAACCAGAACGGUGAAGUCGGUUUGAAGCAGGCCGUCGGCGUAGCUGUCGAUCAGAAGUUCACCGUGGCGGAAGAUUAUGACGGGCUAGUGCAGAACAAGUAUGGUGGGAAAGUGGUGAGAGUGGACUUCAGCAGCCCAGAGGCUGCCAGGACCACCAUUAACACUUUUGCUCAGAGCAACACAGGUGAGCAGGUGAAGGAUGUGCUGAGCGCCUCACCGGACGCUGCGACCAAGGUGAUGCUCGUGACCGCCGCCUUCUUUCAAGUUCCUUUCGCCCUCGCCUUCAACGCAACCCUCACCCAGGACGAGCGCUUCUACGUGGACAAGUACCACAUCGCCAUGGUGCCCAUGAUGUUCCGCUCCGACAAGUACCACCUGGCCUACGACCCCUCCCUCAAACUGGGUGUCCUGAAGCUGCCCAUGUCCGGAGGCGCCGCCAUGCUGGUCCUGCUGCCCGACGAGAACACCGACUGCACGGCCCUAGAGGAGGAAAUCUCUGCCGACCGCUUCAAAGGCUGGGUCAUGAAGCUCAAGAGAACGAGGCUUGAGGUCCAGCUGCCCAAGUUCCUGCUGGAGCAGUCAUACUCCCUGAAGGGUGUUCUUCCUGCCCUGGGCAUCCAAGACACGGAUAAUUUGUCUACCAUCGGAGGAGUUCAAGAAGACUUUAUGCUCUCUGAGGUUGUGCAUAAGGUAGCCAUCACCGCGGACGAAACAGGCGGCGCCCCAGGCGGAGGAAUGGAUAUGUUGACCAGCCCUCCUCCUCGCCUCACCAUCAAUCGACCCUUCCUCUUCCUCAUUUACCAUGAGAUGACCAGCAGCAUCCUCCUGAUGGGAAGGGUGGUGGACCCCACCAAGAAGUGACCGCUGGAAACAGCCUAAUUUAUUAACAGCUCACUCAUAUUGUUUUGUCAUAUGUAUUUUGAUGAUUUUUGAAAUCUGAGGGCACUUCAAAGGAUCAUCCAGGAGGUAUUGUGGCGUUCGUAUACAUUUUAAUUAAGGAUGAAAGGUAUGCCUUUUAACGUUUGUUAUUUUUUUGAUCAUCACUGAAAUAUAGUCCUGUUUUGACAAUGCUACUAUGUAUCUAAAUUAAUCUACGUAUGUUAAUUCAAGUUAUGCUCAUUAAAAACAGACAUAUUCAAUAUAAGGUUUAUUGAUUGGGUGUUCAAGGUUGGCGUGGGCGGUUCACUCAGGUGCUACACAGCACCAGGCACAAUCUCAUUGGUGGAAUGGAGAAUUUCCAGAACCAAUUACAUGUGUAGGAAAGGUGAUGGAUUGUGUAAUCAUAAAAAUACAUAGUGCUUCUUGUAGCCACUUGGAAAAUAUAAAACAUAAAGAAAAGACUUUUGCAAAGCAUGCUAUAAUACAGAAAUCAAAUGUGCCCAAUAAAUAAAAUACAAAUAAAAUACA